AUGGACAAGGGAAGGGAGAGAAUGGCCGCUGCUGCCGCCGCUGCUGCCGCCGCCGCCGCCGCUCAGUGCCGGAGCCCUCGGUGCGCGGCGGAGAGGAGAGGAUUCCGGCGGGAGCUCGACUCCUGGCGCCACCGCCUCAUGCACUGUGUGGGUUUUGAGAGUAUUUUAGAAGGGCUUUAUGGACCACGGCUACGAAGAGACCUCAGUUUAUUUGAAGACUGUGAACCAGAAGAACUGACUGACUGGUCUAUGGAUGAAAAAUGUUCAUUUUGUAACCUACAAAGAGAAGCAGUCAGUGAUUGUGUACCAUCUCUUGAUUCUUCACAGUCAACACCAACAGAGGAGCUAUCAUCUCAGGGCCAGUCCAACACUGAAAAGAUUGAAUGCCAAGCAGAAAAUUACCUAAAUGCACUCUUUCGAAAGAAAGAUCUUCCUCAGAACUGUGAUCCUAACAUUCCCCUAGUUGCUCAGGAAUUAAUGAAAAAGAUGAUACGUCAGUUUGCAAUUGAGUAUAUUUCAAAAAGUGGUAAAAUUCAAGAGAAUAGAAAUGGUUCAAUUGGACCAAGUCUAAUAUGUAAAAGUAUCCAAAUGAAUCAAGUAGAAAACUCCCUUCAGGAAGAACAGGAAGGCCCCUUAGACCUCACUGUGAAUCGAAUGCAAGAACAAAAUACUCAGCAAGGGGAUGGAGUGUUAGAUCUCUCUACAAAGAAAAUCAGCAUAAAAUCUGAAGAGUCAUCCAUAUGUGAUCCUUCUGAAAAUUCAAUGGCUGGUUCAACUGUUGAUGCAAAAUCAGAGGAAGCUACUAAAAUGGAAAAAGGAAAAUCAGCAUUAAGCAAAGUUUUGGAAUCUUUGUGCAUACAUCACCAGCAACAAGUUUUGGCUAUGUUGAAAUUUCUAGUCCAAGAGCAGAAUGCUUCUUCUCUUUGCUGUUGUAAUACAUCUUAUACUGUGUCUUCAGAAUCUCAAAAGCCUCUAAUUGAAGAUGAUAUACAGGGUCUAUUCUGUCAUUGUGAAUAUAGGCUGGCAGAAAGAGGGUAUUUACAAAAUGAAAGACAAAGCCCUGAUUUUGUGCCUCUGCCAGUCUGUAUUAAAGAUUUACAUUGUUUGUCUUGCCAAACUGUAACCAUUGAACACAUUAAGACAGUAGUGAAUAGAGGAAUUGCAAACAGUUAUACUUCUCACAGGUGCUCUUCUGGACUGUUUCCAAACCUUCACUCUACAAAAUCGGCUUUUCAUACUCCUUUUUCAUCAAGAGAAGUAUUCAGUGAUGUUUCAGUCAGUCUUGAAGAUAUUUGUAGAUCUCGAAGUCCCUCACCCCCACCAUUAUCACCUGUACAGACUGAAGGAUUUGAAAAAUUGAAAGAUGUCAUCUCAGAGCUUUCAGCCUUAGAAAAUAACAGACUUGAAACAAACAUUAACCAACCUCCAUUCCUCACACCAGCAGAAAUAAGUAAUGACAAAGAUGAUCAUGAAGGUAAAAUACAUAAAACCAAAAUAUCCAGUAACUCUGAUUCUUUGCUCUUAGAAGGCAGCAAUAAUUGUACUACAAAUUAUGAAAAAGGUGAGACUACUGUAAUUUUUCAAGAUUUAAUGGACCGUAUUAAUGAAAAAUUAAAAUCAAUAGAAACUACGGAUACGACAAACCUUAUAAAAUUGUCUAGCAGUGAUUGUAAUACAGACAAUGAUUUAAAAUUGAGAGAUUUAAUAACCUCCCUCUUGCAUAAUGCAAAGGCCAGUGAUUACAGUUUUAUGGAAUUACUGAGUCAACAUGAUAAAAAGCUAGAAAAUAAAAUUAUUCAGACAAGAUUUCGAAAGCGUCAAGAAACAUUAUUUGCAAUGCACCACUCUCCUGAUUCACCCAUGUUUAGAAGGCAGGCUUUACAGAUAAAAAGAGAACUUGCUAGUCUUGAUGAAAACUUCGUAAGAAAAAAAUGCAGUGAAAAAUUUUCAAGGAAAUUGGUAUGCAAUAAUGUGAUACUUUCAACAGACAAAGAAGAAUUCUAUAAUUGCCAAGGGUCUUCACAAAAUUCUAAAUGCCCUCAAGACAGCAAUCUUGCAGAUAUAUCAUUUUCACCAGAUUAUGCAUUGCAGUCCUUGCAACUACCCUUUCAUAAUUUAGAUACUAACUUGGCUUUUGACACAUUUUCAGAAAACCUCAAAACAACUACCCCUGAGAAAAUGAGCAUAAGAAAUUCACAGGAGAAAUCUGCAGCUGGAAAAAUUUUUUUGCAAAAUCAUGAGAAUUCAAAACAAGAAAAUACUCAAACUCCUUUGAAAUAUGAUGUUUCUGGACUUUUGAACAGAACUAAACGAAAUAUUGUGCCUCCAGGAUGGUAUUCUAUAUAUGUAACAAAUAAUUAUGUUCUCAAAAAAUCCCCUAAGGCCAAAAAGGCUUCUGAAUCUACAAAAAGAAAAGAUCAGGUGAAAAAUAUUCAAACUGAAAGCUCACAUACUAUAGAUCUAAGUAAAAUUGCAAUGAAUUCUAAUUUGCAAGUUAUUGUGGAGCGUUUGGAAGAUACAAUAAAUAUGGCCAAGAAGUCUUGGAAUAAUCAGUCAUUAUUGGAAGGAUAUAAAGCUUCCAAAAAAUUGAAAGAAGUUGAUGGUAAAGAUUCAAAUGCUGGUGGAAAUAUAUCUCUUACUGUAAGUAAAAUGACUUGCAAAGAGCAGAGUUUAUCAAAAUCUGUGGCAGUAUCCAAUAAUAUCCAAAGCAGUCAUAUGCCUCCAAUAGAUUUGAAUAACAAAAGACUUGAUAAUCUGAAAAAGUCAUCUAUCUUAGAUACAGGUAGCUUUAUUUCCUCUGUUGAGAAUAUACCAACAAAAUAUGAAGCCAACAAAAGCUCUUCUUUUUCCAAUUAUUCUAGUCCUAUCAAACUCAUGUUUUUAUCUGAGGUUAAAAGCAGUGAAGGAGUGAAAUAUACUUUAACUUCAGUCAAUAAUUCUGAAUCAAACAUAGAUUUUCCUUCUUCUGAAAAACAUCCAAACCAUCAUAUAAUUGAAAAAAUAACAGAAACGAAUGAGGAGAUUCCAAAUGCUAACUUGGAAAAUGUUAGUUCUAAUCUUAAUGAUAAUGACACCCUUCAUAAAGAACUAGACAAAUUAAAUUGUGGGAAAGAAACAGCAGAAUCUUGUGAAAUGUUAAUCGAUGAUACAAAUAGUGAUAAGCCACAGGAAGAACCUAUGGAAAAUUCAAACAAUGCAAUUGAUUCAUCUUUUAAAAGAAAACCAGGUAGACCUAAAAAAAUAGGUCCUCAGGUUGUGAAACAGAUUAAGCGACCAAUUGGAAGACCACCCAAACCAAAAAUUGAUCAAACGGACAUUACCAUUUCUCAAAAUGAAUCCUUUACUGCUGGAAAGAAAAGCCCAGAAUCUCCCCUAUCGGAAGAAAAGGAAGGUAUUUAUAAAAAGACUAUUACUGUAACUGUUAUUUAUGGGAGGUCAAGAAGAACCAAAAGGCAUGUUUCUGAAGGAAGUGUAAGCAUAAGCAAUGUUACAUCUUUAAACAGUAAGGUUACUGAUUUUCGAACUGAAUGUAAUAGUCUCAGAAAUAUUAGAGAAUUUGAACUUGACUCGAGUGAAAGAAUAAGUGCCAUUUCAAGUUUGACAACUGAAAGUGAGAUCUUGGGCUUUGAAUAUGUUAGACCUAUCAAGAACAAGUCUGUGAUACCUCAACCUUCUAAGAACAUUGUUCGACCAAAUCAGAAGCCUUUGACAAUAGUCAGAAAGCCUGGUAGACCUGCAAAAGUGAAAAUCUCUGGUAUAUCUGUAACUAUUAAUAGAAUUUCACCUCAGGAGAGAGCAGUGAGUAUUAGCAGCUGUUUACCUCCUUUAGAACAAGAGACUAUGUUAGAAAAAAGUUUGCCUGAAGAAAAAUGUGCUUCUCAUUGCAAUAAGAUGGAUACAAAGCACGCUGAGGCUGACAUAUUCAAGAAUGGAUCACAAAGUAUGGUUGCUGCUAUACCUUUGAGACAUUCCAUUAGGGACAGAAAACCAUCUCUGCAUUUCUUACAUUCAUUAGCAUCUUCUAGCUCCCUUAUUUAUAGAAAUACUCUGCUUCAUAAAUCAUACAAACUCCAUUUGCAAAAAGGCAAAAGUCAGAAGGAAAAAAAUAGGCAGUCAAGGUUAAAAAUAGCUCCCAAAGGUACACCAGGAACUAGAAAUUUAAGGAAUGCAAAAAAAUGUUUGGAAGAUAAAUUAAUACCCCUUUCUGAAGUAUCUCUGGACCCUGUAAUUUCAUCAAACCCUUUGCUCAGGUGGUGGGCUGCUUCUGCUUCAAACGAUUCCUUAUUAGAGGCGUUAAACAAUAGAUUUGAGCAAAUUACAAAUGCUUGGGUGCAAGUCAGUGGAGAUGAAGCUGAAAAUUAUGUUCAUACAAAAAGGGAAGACACUAGAAGUAAUUUCAAAAUAGCAAACCCUUUGGAAACCUGUCUUGUAGAUCUUGAAGUUUCACCUGUAAAAAUGCUUUUUCAGAAAAAAUAUGAUUUGAAUGAACUCUGUACCUGGUUUAUGCAAACGACAGAAACACAGUCUCUUUCACUAGUUAGAAAAGCAAAUGCUCGAAACCCUUUGGAAGUAAUAAAUACCAGAGGAAUUAAAUUAGGGACCAAAUACUCUGACUUUAAUACCAGCCCCUUCAGAAAGCACUUUAAAAAAUUUGCACUAUCUUCUCCUUCAAAAUCAGGGAAGUUGCAUAUACUGCAUAAAAUGGUUAGCUCUCCACUCUUAAAUGUGAAAAAUAAUUUAACACUAGGUAGAUUCAAAAGAACUGAGUUUAAGAGAUUGCGACAUGAGAGGUGGAGAAGAGAGGGAAAGCUGCACAACCACGGGAAGGUUAAUUGGAUCUCUAAAAGGAGGAACCUGAGAUUUUUCUGCCAGAACCAAUUUUUAAGUAAGAGUGAGGGAGGACCAAAUGCUGACAUCCCACUCCAAGGAACAAAUUCAGUAGGUAACCAGUUUAUUUUGCCACCUGAGAUCAGGGAUGACUUGUUGCAACAGAGGGUGGCAGUGUCUGACGUUAAAACACAUGCUAGUUUAGAGAAUAAAUUUAAGUCAGAAGCAAAGGAAAAUGGAACCAAUUGCAGCCAAAAAGAUUUUGAAAAGGGGCCAAGACUAGGGAAUGUAUGUCCAAGUAAUUGGAGGUCAAAAACCUUAAAAGACUGUAGAAUAUUUUUGAGAAAGAUCAACUACCUUGAACACAGAAAUACUUUUAAGCUAAAUACAAUCAUUUACUCUCCUGAAUCUGUUAACAGUGGAAGUAAUUGUCAGACUCAUAUGGAAGAAUCAAAGCGCUUUACCUUAAGAUCCCAUUCUGCUAAGCGAAAUUCUUUUAACAAGCAAUCUAAAGAAUUAGAAAAUGCCAUGGCAAAUAGUCCUGCAGCUGAUAAAUUUCCUGGCCAACUUGACAGUAGUAAAGUAAAUAAAUGUGUUAAUUAUGACAAGACUCCUUCUGAUGGUUCUGAAGUUCUUAGCAAAUUGAAGAAAAGAAAAAGACCACCAUGGAAGACCACAGAAAUUCCAACAAAAAGACAUAAACGACAGUCUUGCAACAGUGGACAAAUGGCAAACUAUUAUUCAAAAUCCCAACUAGCAUGCUACAAAUGA
This is a messenger RNA of Pipistrellus nathusii (Nathusius's pipistrelle), 5598 nucleotides long. NCBI's taxonomy places the organism in Eukaryota, Metazoa, Chordata, Mammalia, Chiroptera, Vespertilionidae. The record is from the annotation of a GenBank genome assembly.